AUGUCCUCCGAAAUUCCUACCCUCCGCUGGGGCAUUAUUGCCACGGGCCUCAUCUCCUCGUGGUUUGUGGAGGAUUUGGUUCUCGAGCGCUCUAACGCCAAGGCGAAGCACAUCGUCCAGUCCAUCGGAUCGUCAUCACUGGAGAAGGGCAAGGCAUUUGUUGAAAAGCAUCUUCCCGGCCACAACCCUACUGUCUACGGCAGCUAUGGCGAGGUUUACAACGACCCCAAUGUUGACAUUGUCUACAUUGGCACGCCGCACGCUUUCCACAAACAGAACUGCCUCGACGCCAUCAACGCAGGCAAGCACGUCCUCUGUGAGAAGGCAUUUACAAUCACUGCCAAGGAGGCCAGAGAGGUUUUUGAGGCUGCGAAGAAGAAGGGUGUUUUCGUCAUGGAGGCCAUGUGGACACGCUUCUUCCCUCUGACGCGUUCCCUUCUGAACGUUCUGCACACAGAGAAGCAGAUCGGCGACAUCCACCGGGUUUUCUGCGACUUUGCCAUGAAUAUGAACCUCGCCUCCCUUGGCCCCGACUCUCGCCUUAAGAAUCCUGCCCUAGGCGCCGGAAGCUUGCUUGAUAUUGGAGUUUACAGCCUGACCUUUACGAUUCUUGGACUGGACCCCGGUGUUGGCGAGAAGGCCGAGAAGCCAAAGAUCGCCGCUACCCAAACACUGUCGGAUGACAUCGACAUUGCAACCUCCGCCCUGCUCCUGUACCCUAGUGGAAAGCAGGGUAUCUUGACCGCCUCGACCCAGGUCAAAACUCCCCCAGCCUUCUGCAGAAUUGAGGGUAGUGACGGAUAUGUCACCGUUGAGGGUAUUGCUACUUCCGUCCCCGGGUCUUUUACUGUUCAUUCUUCCAAGGCAUCUGGUGAGGGAUGGACAGAGUCGGAAACACCUGGCCUUAAGGCCAAGAAGUUUGACUUUGAGCGGCCUGGGAAGGGAUUCUACUGGGAGGCUGAUGCCGUCGCUUUGGACAUUGCUGCGGGACGCAAGGAGAACGAGAUCAUGCCCUGGGCCGAGACAGUACGGGUAAUGGAGAUUAUGGAUGAGAUUAGGAGACAGGGUGGUGCCAAGUUCCCACAAGAUGACCAAUAG
Molecule: messenger RNA, 1098 nt
Organism: Colletotrichum truncatum
Lineage: Eukaryota; Fungi; Ascomycota; Sordariomycetes; Glomerellales; Glomerellaceae
Product: dimeric dihydrodiol
Molecular function (GO): nucleotide binding
Source: RefSeq, a predicted model, not a curated record